This is a messenger RNA of Heterobasidion irregulare TC 32-1, 162 nucleotides long. RefSeq lists its product as uncharacterized. The record is from RefSeq and is a predicted model, not a curated record. Bases 1 to 162 code for a protein of 53 amino acids. The transcript has a single exon. NCBI's taxonomy places the organism in Eukaryota, Fungi, Basidiomycota, Agaricomycetes, Russulales, Bondarzewiaceae.
AUGGAAUGCGAUUUUUUCAAUGCACACAGAAGAACUUUUGUAUUCUGGAUACAACCUCUAGAUUACAGCGUGCCGAGACGACUCAGGCGGGAGAGAAAGGGAAUAUACACAGAAGUGUCAGAUAGAUACUCAAGGGCCAAGGCGAUCUUGAAAAUAUCAUGA